AUGAAAGGGUGAGUGCCACUAUACCUACAUAUGUGUGUGUGUGUAUAUGUAUAUAUAUAUGUGUGUGUAUAUAUAUAAAACAAGGGGGGUUGGCUGCACUCACCUGAACAUGCAUAAAUGGGGGUGCUGCUGGGGGCCAAAUAAUACAAAACACAAGAUCCAGCGCACUCACCUAUCCACUAAACAGCAACUUCAAAGUUGAAAGAUUUUAUUAGUUUGUUUUUUUUUUUUUUAAACGCCUAAUCUAGGCAAAAAUAAUGGGGGUUUAGUUACAUUAUAUGAUAUAUAUAUAUAUGUAUAUAUAUGUGUGUAUGUGUGUAUAUGUAUGUCCAAAUGCUUGCACUCCUGUUGAAGCAAAAUUCAUCCCGGUGCUUAUUGGCAAUGUAAUUAGAACAAAAAUGGUGGACAAUAGCACUCCCAGGACUUCAAAGAUAUGGUGAAAAAAUAACUUUAUUCAGCGACAGCCACAAAAUAUCAACGUUUCAGUUCCUAUGUAGAACUUUCGUGUAUGUAUAUAUGUAUAUAUAUAUAUAUACUUUAUCAAUAUUUUAGUCCUUUCUGUUGAUAUUUUAUUUUAAUUUUUUUCCCUUUGUUUUCACUCCGUUUAGGGAAAGACCAGCUGCAAUUCCUAUUGAAAUAAAAAGCAUUGACGACACUUCGAACUUCGAUGAAUUUCCAGAAUCUGAUAUUCUUAAACCCAUGGGUAAGUUGAAGAGAAGUUUUUAGAGUUGUGAUCUAGCAGUAUUAGAUAUGUAGUCUAUAUUGUGUUCAAAAGGGGGUGAUUUAUCACGUUAUACUGAUAAAUACAAAUUUUGGGGCACUUUAAAAAUAAAUAAAUGAUUUGUAUUGAAUUUUUAAACCAGUGCAUGUAAUAGCAUUAGAACAUGAAAUAUUGUUCAUCAAAGAAUAUAAAAUCAUAGUGGGGUUACAAAUCGGGCAUGGUGUAACUGUUCAUUAAGAAUUUAUCUAGACAUAGUUUUGUACAAUUCAAACAUUGUUCUAGGAAUCUUGGCGGUCUUGUUGUCCCCCAUCGACCUUGGACUUGGCCCUUCAAAGGGUUUAUGGUCGCUGCAUUCAUUAACCGAACAAUCCUCUAAAUUAAAUCCUCUAAAUUAAAUGACACGCACAAUAUAUAGAUAUAGAUAUAUAUCUAUAUAUCUAUCUAUCUAUCCAACACUUUUCCCAAUUUGUUUGAUCUGUAUCCAUCUUUUUUUUCCCUAUCACUUUAAAUUUGUAGGUCUUCUGAAAUGGAAAUAGAUCUUUGGUGUUUUUUUUUUAUUAUCUGAUAGUUAUAUAACCUUAGAUUGCCCUCAUUCUGCAAGAUGAAAGUAGGGUGGAUUUUAAGUUAAGUUCAAAUAAGGCUUAAUAUUUCAAACACUCUUAAGCCUUAUUGAUACUAUUCAACAGAGAUAAACCAACCAAAUAAUCCCUGUGUCAUAAAGUUAUUGAAUAUAGAAGAUUUAUUUUUAACUCAUUUGUUUGCAAUACAUUGCACAUAUUUUUGGUCCUAAAUGAAUUGUUGAGUGUAUGUAGUAAUCUCAUUAGAAAAAUAACUCUUUAAAGUAUUAUCUCUUUUUACUCACACACACACUCCACCACUCCUGGGAGGCAGCAAUGACUAUAGUACACAUGAGCCAAAAUACAUAUAGUAAAAGGUUACCUGCUCUCUUUCCACAUCCCUAUAUAUUUAUAAACAAAUGGAGGUUUUUAGUUACCUCCAAUGGCCAUGAGAGAGUAUGCCCACCUGCCACAUCAGGGCAGACCUCUUAGGUGGGUCCUAACUCUAACCAUUCGCCUUGCUUCCUUGAGCUUCUGGCAAAAAUAUCUCUGACACAGGGGUAUUUUUUCUAUACAUCCCUACAUGCUUAUUAACCCUUAAUAGGGAACACAUGGGAUGGGCAGCAGUAUUGCAACCUAGCUGUGUGAUACAAAAGUGAAUACAAAUACUAAAAAACUAGUCCUGCGCUUAAACUCCCAUUACUCCUGGGCGGCAGCAAUGACUAUAGUACACAUCACUAUAUAUAUAUAUUUUUUUUUUUAAAACAAUACAAUGCUAAAAAUAUGCACACCAGUCAAGCCAUAAGACUUGUUUUUCCCACCGGAAUCACAAAUUUGCAGUGAUGUUACUACCGCAAAGGAUUCUGGGUGGGGAUAUGCAAGUUAGUUUAACAAAGAAUCCCAUUUUUGCCUCGUUUCAUUUUGAACAUGGAUUCCAAUGAGUCUGUGUUUGCUGUAUGCAACAGCUUUGAAACACAACUUAGAAAAAGAUACAAAGCCAGUGAAUUCCAUUUUAAGCAAGGAAUCCAUGCUUAAAAUAGAAUGAGGCAUGAAUGUGAUUCUUUGUUUAACUUAUUUGCAUAUUCCCGCCCAGAAUCCUUUGCGGUAGUAACAUCACUGCAAAUUUGUGAUUCCUGUGGGAAAAGCAAGUCUUAUGGCUUGACUGUUGUGUAGAAUUUUGUUUAACAUUGUAUUAACUAUCCACAGACUUCAGGUGUGCUAUAAAGCUGCCAUAUAGUUAUUGACUCGGCCAUUCCAACCAAUAGAAUUUGAAAGCUUGUGAGCCUUCUUCAGCAGUUCUGCAUGUAUGUGAUGUUCUCACAGAGGAAGCUGUCCAAUGGUAAAAAAAAAAAAAAAAAUUAUAAAAAAUACAUUUUCUCCUGUAGGACAAAGGUUUUGUAAUGUCUUUAUUUUGACAGUCCUGACACAUCUUUGUUUUUUAAAGGGAUGACAUCAAUAUUAAAGGGACACUAUAUUUACCAAAACAGCUUUAGCUUAAUUAAGUAGUUUUUGUGUAUAGAUCAUGCCCCAUGCAGUCUCAUGUUUAUGCAGCCCUAGCCACACAGUUCUUUUAAUGCAAAUUCCAUUUAAUUUUGAAUGUAUCUCCUACUCUAUUAAUAGCUUGCUAGGCCCUGCAGGAGCCUCCUGUAUGUAAUUAAAGUACAAUUACAGAGCAGGAGAAGAGAUUAAAAAAAAAAAUAAUAAUAAUUUAAAAGUAAGUUACAUCUGAUUUAAAAUGAAACCAUCUUGUUUUCAUGCAGGCUGUUUCAGUCACAGCCAGGGGAGGUGUGGCUAGGACUGCAUGAACAGGAAGAAAAGUGAUUUUAUUCCUAAAUGGCAGUGUAUUGAGCAGUAAAACUUCAGAGGCAAGCUAAAGUUGUUUUGGUGAUUAUAGUUUCCCAUUACCUAAAAAUGGAGCUAUGCUAGCAAGAAUUUGUCUAUGCUAGUAAAUAUGGUGUACUUUAACCAAUUAACUAAUUACCAAUUAACUAAUUUAACCAAUUCUGUGUUAUUCAAUUAGACCAUAUUUUGCAGUUUAGUGAACUUGGUAAUUUGAUGGUUAGCAUUAAAAAUGUUAGGUGUGGUUUUUGUUUUUUUCUCCUGUUUUAUAUAGGACAAAAUAGGUGAUAGUAUGUAAUAGAAAAGGUCCUAUUAUAGUGUACUAUAUUGUUUUUCUUCAGCAGAAAAUAUAAGCAUAUCUGAUUAAAAUGUCAAUCUUCAUUAUGGUUUUUAGGUGUUGCAAGCAGCCAUCCUGAUACAGAUUUCAAAAACAAGGAUUGGGUCUUUAUUAACUACACAUAUAAACGUUUUGAAGGACUUACAGCUAGAGGAGCUCUUCCAACUUUUAUUAAACCGAGGAAAUGA
Molecule: messenger RNA, 3642 nt
Organism: Pelobates cultripes (western spadefoot toad)
Lineage: Eukaryota; Metazoa; Chordata; Amphibia; Anura; Pelobatidae
Source: the annotation of a GenBank genome assembly